Molecule: messenger RNA, 1677 nt
Organism: Homalodisca vitripennis (glassy-winged sharpshooter)
Lineage: Eukaryota; Metazoa; Arthropoda; Insecta; Hemiptera; Cicadellidae
Product: UMP-CMP kinase 2, mitochondrial-like
Exons: 6
Coding region: 733-1593 (286 amino acids)
Source: RefSeq, a predicted model, not a curated record
UUUGUUUUGUAAAAUUCCAUCACGUAUUAGUUAUGUAUCUAUGUUAAAAAUGACCAAACUUUACGUACCCAAUGCUCUGUGUGCCCUGUGUAUUUUAUGACUAAUUAACAUUUUUGCAUCCCCAAUAUACAAUGAGACCAUUGCAUGGAAUUUAGUAGACUCCAGGUGUUAUCUGUGGAAUCGUGUGCUUCAACUUUCUCUAACGGUUCUCGAUGUUUAGCUGGUUAGAACACAGUUUUCAUGUUGUGCUUUAUAAUAUCCUACACGUAUUUUAUCAGUUGUUCCUUCGUUGUAACGAAGGUAGCUCAGUUUUUGUUUUGGUGGUUCAUUUUCAUUUGGAUUUAAUUGUAGUACACUCUGAGACAUAAUUGGUCGUUGAAAGGUACCAUUAAUCUCCGUCGUCACUACAUUCUUGAGCGACGUGUAACACCAACAAGAGCGUGGUUGCCAAGUUUUUAAGUAAAGCUCGGAUAUGUGUAUGUAUAUUGUUAUAUACAUACAAAGAUCCAAGCUCACUCACACAACUGAUGGCUCAACUGAUGUUACUGUACUCAAAGAUAACUGCACUGUUACAAUGUGUUUCUGUAAUCAAAUGCAUUUUUAAGUAAUAAAGAUAAGAUUUUAUCACUACAACACUGAACAAACACUUAAUUCUGUCAAAAGUUACGCUUAAAAUGCGUUUCUUUACUUAUCACUUCUUCUCACUAACAUCAAGAAAUAUAAUCAGUUUAGAUGGAAAAUAAAAAGGGAAGAAUUUCAAUUUUCGAAGUAAUAAAACACUCACAAUUAGUUAAAUAUUUUACAAUGCUCUUUUUCUUGGUUGUAAAUUUUUUCUCUCCAACACAUUCGGAUGAACUAAAAGAAAUAGGCUUCAAGGACAGUUCAAAAUUCGGAGUAUUUUAUUCCCUACAGACCAUCUUGGACACUUUGGACGAGACAAGGUACCAGAAUAAACCCAAGGUACACCAGCUGCUGGGGGUAUUCGAGAACCACUGCAAGCCGAGGGACUCCAGGCCUCUCAGUUCUAGCAGACCAUACCCAUUCAUCGUUAUAGAAGGGGCUCAGAGAACUGGCAGACGGAUUUUAGGGAAAGCGCUAGCCAAAAGUAUAGGUGCAAAGGCAGUUGUGGGAAUCCCCAGAUGUAUGAUCAAACUGAGACACCAAUUCGACACGGAGAGUGAACUGAAGCGGACAUUCUUCGGAUUGUGCAAUUACAUCACGGCCUUCAAUAUCAGACACAUGGUGGAGAACAUGCCGGUGGUACUCAUAGGGUAUUGGAUGGAUCAAGCUACAUUUAACAUUGCCAAAGAGUAUCCCAAUGUGUUGCCUCCUCCUUCGUCCUUCAUCUACAAGUUCCCUACAGAUCUCUUGGCACCUGACAUCAUUUUCUAUCUCAACACACCCCGCGAAGACCUGCAGGGUAAUCUCCUUAACCUGGACUUCAACAGAAAGAUAAUGGAAAUCUACAGAAGAAUGAGGGAGCCAAAUGUGACUGAGAUUCACGGCAGAUAUGUGACAGAGCAAUUUAUUAAUGAACUGAGGACUGUUAUGAGAGGAAAACUUCAACACAAGUAUCCACAUCUUGUUUUAUAGUAGACUAAUCACGUCAACGUUAUAACUAUGUACAGUGUAAAUAAGUCAACCAUUGUAUUUGUAAAUAAAUAAUACCACAAUUAA